UUGUGGUCUCUCUUCCGCGAGCGGCAAUCUCAAAUGAGGAAAGAAGGUGAAAAGCAAGGUGAAAAGCGUUGUCGUCUUUCUCUCCCGGUUCCCACUCGCUGGUACACACACGAGAAAUGCAUCGGGAAUGUCGUUCAAAACAAAGACAUAAUUUCUGCUCUUUUCUCCCGCAAAGAUUUACGGAAACGCUAUGAAGAUGCUGAACUGGAUGAAGCAGAUCGCGUGUUCAGUGAUGCUACCUUCUGGGACAAAGCGGAAGCAGCCCUCGAGCUGCUCAAACCGGUCAAUGCUUCACUGUCUGCAUUUAAACAGCGACGAGUCCAGCUUCUCCACAAUCUUCAACACAUUUGCUACUUUAAAGGCCCUUGGUGUGUACUCAAAGCCCUUGAAGGGAUGCCCUAACACGAUACAGAGUGCAGUUGUCGAUAUCUGCAGCCACCGCCGAACCAAAAUGUCCACGCUGACAGCCCAAGUUGCCGCCUUACUGGAUCAAAAUCUGACAUUGGAUGCCCUCGACGAUGAUUCCACAACAAUGGUUGAAAAAGCUGUGGAGCUUGCCAUUUCCAUGCAGAUUAUUUCAGCUGACGAUGGAUAUGCUUUUCACAAGGUGCUGCAAAAGUAUGCCACGUAA
Phytophthora nicotianae INRA-310 is the source of this 631-nucleotide messenger RNA. RefSeq lists its product as hypothetical. The record is from RefSeq and is a predicted model, not a curated record. NCBI's taxonomy places the organism in Eukaryota, Oomycota, Peronosporomycetes, Peronosporales, Peronosporaceae. The transcript has a single exon. Bases 191 to 631 code for a protein of 146 amino acids.